AUGUUUUUCUUCUUUUUUUUAUAUUUCAGUCAAAUUGUCUUGACUCUUCGUGGAAAUUUAAAUUUGGACUUAAGACUUUUUUUUUUUCAUUUUUAUCAUAAUUUAAUACAAAAAUACUUCCCUGAAAUGUUUGGAAGUAAACUAACUUCCCUGUUGAUAUUACUGUUUUAUAUAAGAGUACAGAAUGGACAAACACUGUACAAACAAAAAACAUUAACAAUAGGAGGCAUCUUUCCCAUGUCUGGCAGUUGGGCUGGAGGUGUAGGAUGUCUUCCUGCUGUGAAAAUGGCACUUGAUGAUGUCAAUAAUCGAACUGAUAUUCUACCAGAUUAUAAGUUGGAAAUGCAAUCAGACGACAGUCAGGUAAUAUAAUAGCUUGUCACCUUAUGAAAUACUAUCUAGGGAGACAAGAAUUGAUUAAAACUAGAAAUUCAGUCUGAUGACAUUCUUGUAAUGAAAUAGCUUGUCAUCUUAUUAAAUACUGUAUAGACAGACGGGAUUUGAUUAAAAGUUAGAAAUGCAAUCAGAUAUGCAUCAGUUGCUAUUAAUAUUAUUGUUUUACCAAAUGUUCUUGCCCACAGUGUAAACCUGGCCUAGGGACUAAAGUGCUGUACAAAUUGCUGUAUGACAAGCCAACCAAGCUUUUGGUACUUACCGGAUGCAGUAUUGUGUCAACAUUUGUUGCGCAAGCUGCAAAGAUGUGGAAACUAGUUGUUGUAAGUGGGGUAAAAUGACUUAUAUUAGUGGAUUACUCCCGGCUGAUGUCCAGGGGUUUUAAUUAUAGAUGCAAAUCAACAACAAAGGAUCAUAUUCUCAUUCAUAUGAACUAAGUAUAAUUAAUUUUUAAGGAAGACUGCAACCAAUUUCAUUAGAAUGAAAGAAACCUAUUUAUUUACAUCAAUAUAGAAAACUUAAUAGAAAUCAAAAUCUUACAAUUGUUACCCAUCAAAUGCUAAUAGACAUGGAUUAUAUCAAUUUUUAUAUAUAGAUUUACACAUUUUUGCUAAAAUGGCUAUGGACUAUUAUGUUAGCCCCCUGCAUAGACUUGACAUUUCAUCAUUUCGUUAUGCUUCAUAGGAAGAUAAUUAUUUUCCAACUGGUUACCACUUAUCUCAUCAACAAUAAUGAUAUAAUUGAAAAUUGUGGUAGAUCGAUCAAGUUGUGAGGUUCACUUCUGUGGUGGAAGGAGGGGUCACUUCUGAGGUGGAAGGGGUAAUAAGGGGAGAGACUGCAGUCAGGUUAGUACAAAAUAAAAUGAGUAAAACAGAGUAGGGUGUAACCUGAAAAAAUAAACGCAACAAAACAGCGAACGUGUCGGCAGAAAGCAAUAGAAGUGCUGCCCACAGAUACUAGCUACCAGCUAAGUGCUAUUUCUUAUUUUUAUUUUUAUACCGUUUUUUUUCUGUUGUUUUGUUCGCUGACGAAGGCUUUCUAUUUUUUCAGGUUUAACCCUACUCUGUUUUACUCAUUUUAUUCUGAGGUGGAAGGGGAGCCUCUUCCCCUCGCUUUGGAAAGUUCUCAGGGCGGGGAUGGAUGUGGAUUCUCUUGCAAUUUGGCAACCAGACUAAAUGAAAAUACAUCAACCAGGCUAUGUCUCAACCAGGAUAUAUGACAACCAGGCUAUGUCUCAACCAGGAUAAAUGACAACCAGGCUAUGUCUCAACCAGGAUAUAUGACAACCAGGCUAUGUCUCAACCAGGAUAUAUGACAACCAGGCUAUAUCUCAACCAGGAUAUAUGACAACCAGGAUAUAUGACAACCAAGAGAGAGCAAACUUUCCUAUCAGUACUAACCUGACAUGUUCCCCUUUAACAAUGCAUUCAGAUAGAUGCAUUUUCAAUUCUAGCUUCAAGAGGCAUUUUCAAUUCUAGCUUCAAGAGGCAUUUUCAAUUCUAGCUGCAAGAGGCAUUUUCAAUUCUAGCUUCAAGAGGCAUUUUCAAUUCUAGCUUCAAGAGGCAUUUUCAAUUCUAGCUUCAAGAGGCAUUUUCAAUUCUAGCUUCAAGAGGCAUUUUCAAUUCUAGCUUCAAAACAAUCUGUUCCACUGUUUUCUAGGAAAGAGAUGUUAAGUUUCUAUUUGCAACUUAUCUUAGGUUAAACUUUACUUUGAAAUGUUUGCUGUAAGCAAUGCAACACUCUUAAGAAUUACUGAAUGGAAUACACUUUAAUUUAUAUGUAUUUUAUGCAGUUGUCCUACGGCGGAAGUUCUCCUGCACUAUCUAACAGAGAGCGAUUCCCAACAUUUUUCCGCACACAUCCUUCAGCUACACUUCACAACCCAAUUAGAGUAAAAGUUUUCAAGAAAUUCAAUUGGCACCGAAUUUCCACCAUCCAAGAAACACAGGAACUGUUCACAUCAGUGAGUGGAGAGUUAAAUGUUCACAUCAGAGAAUGUAACAGUUGAAUGUCCACGUCAGAGAAUGUAAAUUUGAAUUUUCGCAUCAGUGGGUGCGGUUUGAAUGUUUUAAAUCAGUGAGUGAGGACGUGAGACAUUGAAUUUCACAUCAGUGAAAGUUGAAUGUUCCAAAUGAGUGGGUGUAAAGAUGUUCACAUCAGUGAAUGUUUAGCUGAAUGUUCACGUCGGUUAGUGGUAAUGAGAUGAAUUAUUUGUGUGAUUAGAAGGAAACAUUGCUUUUUUUGGUUUUGUUUAAAUAAAUUUUUUCUGUUAUAAAAUUGAAAACUGCAAUUAUUUUCUUUCUCUUCAAAAUAUGUCCCACUGUAUUAGACCAUUGAAGACUUGGAGCAAAGAGUUAAAGAAGCAGGCAUUGAUAUUGCAGUGAGACAAAGCUUUUUGACAGAUCCCACGAAUGCUGUCAGAAAUCUGAAAGUAAACAAAUCUUCUUACCGUCUUGUCCCAAGAGAGUGAAUGUUUAAACAUUACAAUUGAAACGUGUGUCAUUGGGAAUGUGUACAAAAUAAAGGAGCAGAAGUGAAAUAUGGGAAAGACGUCUGUGUAAAAUAGUUGAUCUAUAACAUUUGUUAAAGUUGUCAUUGAUGGCUGAGACAUUUUUUUCAUUGCAGCGACAAGAUGCACGAAUUAUAGUCGGUGUAUUCUAUGAAGAUAUGGCAAGAAGAGUGUUUUGUCAGGUAAACUGCAAUAAAUGUACAUUUUUAAAAGGGGGGCAUGCUUUGCAGACACUAAUAUUUAUUUUUAGUACCGUGUAUUAAAAUCAUUUAAUUGAUGACUAUUCCUGUCCAUUAUUAGGAAUGUAUUAACUUUCUGCAUCUCAUUUUAUCCCUUUUAACUCAGUCAUGUGAUUCCUUUUAAUUCAGUCAUGUGAUUCCUUUUAACUCAGUCAUGUGAUUCCUUUUAAUUCAGUCAUGUGAUUCCUUUUAGCUCAGUCAUGUGAUUCCUUUUUGCUCAGUCAUGUGAUUCCACUCUGUUAAAGAUGUUGCUUAAUAAAACUAAACCUGCACAUUUUUUUAAUAGGCUUAUAAAGAACGUCUCUUUGGCAAGAAAUAUGUUUGGUUUAUCAUUGGGUGGUACCCCGACAACUGGUAUAAAGUCAAGGACGAUCGUCACAACUGCACCGUGGAGCAGCUGGAGGAAGCGCUGGAGGGCCACUUCACAACGGAGGCUGUGAUGAUACACCAGGAGGCGACCAUGACAGACGUGGGCAUGGUUGGUUCCCUUUAUGCUUUAAACAAGGAUAGGCUUGGUUUGUUCAAAUAAUUUCUGACAUAUAUAUUGUAUUAUAUGAAUGUACGUUGUUGAGUUGACGUCUUCCUAAAAUAAAGAUUUAUCAUAUUAACAGCAGACUGUUGAUUGGGGUGACACUGGCAAGUGUCAUUAUUUAAAACCAUGAAACAGUUAACCAUCAUUUUAAGGAGCUAAACUUAUAAUACUGAUUAAAGGUAAAUGAAUCAUAUAAUAAAUGUUAGUGUGAUUUAUCUGAGUGAUUGAAUCAAAAUACCUUAUCUUCAAAUGAAUUUUAUGUUGAUAACAUAUUUAAACUUGAUUUUCAAAAGUAAUAUUUGUUACAUUAUUAAAUUAACAGCCUAAUGAAAUGGUAUUUAAUUUUAUGUUGAAUAUGUUUUUAAGCUUUUUAUCAAAACUAUUUGAAGAAUAAGGGACAUCUGAUUAUCUACAAUGGGUUAUCUGACUAGCUACCAUGGGUUAUCUUACAAGCUACCAUUAUAGUAUCUAAUGGGCUACCAUAAGUUAUCUUAUAUGCUGCCACAGGUUAUGGGAUACGCUACCAUGGGUUACUGGCUGGUAACUGAUGUUUGAUAUUUCAGACUGCCCAACGAUUCACACAGAGACUCAAUAAAAUACUGAAUACCACAGACACCAGCUUGAUAACUGGAUACCCUGAGGCACCUCUAGCUUAUGAUGCUGUCUGGGCAGUGGCUCAUGCUUUCAACAAAACAGCGACCCAGUAAGUAAUCUAUCAUGCUGGAUGUGGAGUAGCCGUCAGCAGCACGUUAAGUCACUUCUCAAAAUUUUUCUAAACUGUAGACAUAGAACAAAAAUCUGUCUGUAUUUCUUUCAUACAUUUUGAAAAAAUCAAUUACUUUACAUAUUGCUAAGUAUAACACUGCUUUGUUUACAAUCAUUGCCCAGGCUUGCAGAAAGGGGCAUGAAGCUGGAAGACUUUGAUUACUACAAUGAGGAUAUCACCAAUGCCAUCUACAGUGCCAUGAAUUCUACCAAGUUCUUAGGUAUCUCUGGGAAUGUGGCUUUCUCUGCCAAAGGAGAUCGCAUCGCAUGGACUCAGAUUGAGCAGUUUAUUAGUAAGUUUCUUUCUGUGUAUGGACAGUAUGUCUACAUGGUUAUACCAACUGGCUGUUAAUACUAGCUAGAUAUUCAUUUCAAUAACAGGAUGUGUUGGUUUAAAAAAAAAGUAAUUUGUCUGAUGAAUUCUCUAAUCACCUGUAAAAACAAUUUUAGAUUGGGUUUUUGAAAGUCGGUCAGUCAAAAGAAUUCACCCUGACAGAGAAACAAUUUAAUCAUACAUUAUUUUUUGUGAAGGGUAAAGAAAAAUAAAUACAAAUCUUAAUAAUACAUUUUUUAUGUUUUCAGACGGCUCUUACGUCAAGCUUGGAGUGUAUGACGCAGUGGCAGAUAAUCUUACUUGGUAUAGAAAAGAGAAGUGGUUAGGUUUGUGAUAUUUUCUCAUUGAUAAUAUUUGGCUUUAUUACAGUAAUUUAUUUUAAUUCCUUACUAUUUCACUGAAGUUAAUUAAUUUUUAGGUGUUAAAUUACAGUAACUAAUUGACAUUAUCGGGUUAAAUUACAGUAAUUUAAUUUUUUUUAAAUUGGCUAAUUAUAUUAAAUUACAGUAAUUCAUUUUUAAUGUUUGAAUGUAUUAGACUAAUUCAUUUGAACUUUUUGAAUAAAUACAGUAUUUCAUUGAACCUUUUUUGGCUAUAUUACAAUAAGUCAAGUCAUUUUUUUUGCUAAUGUUUAUCUAGGGGGUCGCCCACCACCUGACCACACACAAGUCAUUGAUGACCUCAGAGUGGUGUCCCACACACUCUACUUCUCCAUGUGUGGUUUGGCUGGUCUAGGAAUCCUGGCUGGCAUCCUCUGUCUUAUCUUUAAUCAUAUCAACAGAAACAGACAGUAAGUUGAAAAAUUAGCAUCUUAUACAUUUUAAUAAUAUCAACAGACAGUAUGUUGAAAUGUGGGUUUUUCUAUCUUAUCUUAUUGGUCUUACUUUAAUGUGAAUCUCAUGAGAUAGCCACUACAAGCCUAAGCUAUAAGACAACAAAUAGUUCCUACUAUGCCAAUUGAUGACUUUAUUAUUUUUUUCUUCUUUCUUUAGAUGUGUGGCGUUCUCCCAGCCUGCAAUCAACAAUUUGACUGUUGUAGGUUGCAUGAUCUGUCUAGGCUGUAUUGUCCUACUGGGUCUGGAUGGAAAGUUUGUGCCAGAUUACCGUUAUCCUCUUGUGUGUCAGGUUUGUAAAGGAUUAUCAUCAGCCUCUUCUGCGUUGAUGGUUGGGCUUAUGUCAGUUUAUUCAAAGCUUUCUGACUAUUCCAAAACCUCUUUCGUCAAAGGGGAUAGUUGUUUAAAAAAUAAUCCCAAACUAUCUGCAAUGCCUAGUUAAUACUAGAAUACUAGAAUAGUAUUUUUUAGAAUACUAGAAAUAAAAAAAUGAAAGUUAUGUGCCAUGUAAAAUUUAUCUAUAUUUUGUUAAUGUUAAUAUCUCAUUAUUGGACCUGGGAAUUAAGAGUAUAACAUAUUUAAUAAUGAAUUUACGAAGCUUAUAUAGUUCUUAAUUAAAUUGUUUAAUCAAUUACAAAUUCAAUUAUCAUGAAAACUUAAAAUCUGAAAUUCUUUGUGUUUAAAUAUGUUUGCAGAUGGUAAUAGCAUAGCACAAGACUUUAAAUUUACAGUUGGAAAAAAGUAAAGUGGAAAAUAAAUGGUCUAAGACAAACAUGAUUUAAUAAGUACUUUAACCCUGUGAUAAAUAAAAUUACAUAAGUAUCACACCUGUUUGACCCUUAUGAUUACACAAGUACCACACCCAUAUGACCUUAAUGAUUUCACAAGUACCACAUCCCUAUUUAUAAGAUAGAUUGUUUUGUAAUUCUUGAGGCUUUAAUACAGAAUCUUAACGUUUUAGAAGUUGAGAGAAAAUGGUGAACAAUAAGAGUUGAAUAAAUAUCACCUCCAUGCAAAAUAUAUAGAACCUGGGUAUGACAUUAGAAAUAAUUAAUUUAUCAGAUUUAUCAGAUCUCCUCUAAAUAGUGUUUGCCAUUAUUUCUCNGCUUCUUUCUCUUGGUUUCACUCUCAGUUAUGGAUCCAUGUUUUCUAAAAUCUGGACGGUUCAUCAGAUGACCACAACCCGCAAAAAGGACAGAACGGUACACUGUGAAUGUUUGAAUUUAUUUAAAAAACUAGGAUUUUAUGUGAAUGAGAAGUUGCUCAUCAUCGAUAGAGCCAAACUGUUGUGUGGGGUGUCAUUGAUCUGGUUGUUAUUAAAAGGCUUCCUUUAAGGCUUUGGCAAAAAAAAAAAAAAACUCAUAAAUUCUUUAACCUAUCUGUGCAUAAAUUAUUUAAAACACUUAACUCUAAAAUACCGUAGUCAAAACAAUGUUAUGAUUUUAAGAAUGCAUGUGUGUAAUGUUUAUUAAACAAGCGAAAUUUACUUUUGAAAAAGAUUAUUGAAUUAUAAGAAUCUGUAGUACAAGUCAUAAUGCAUGUUACGUAUCUUGCAAAAUUAAAUUAAUCUUUUUGAAAAUGCUAUAAAAUCAUGUCACAUCAAUGCUAACAGCUUUAUUAUCUUUGUUAUUUUUCUCAUACCAAAAUAUAAAAAAAUUGGAUUGCAAUAGAUUAAAUAAUAUAUUUUAUUCAUUAGUAUUUAUUAUAAAUUCAAUACUUUGCUACUAAAUUUAUACACCCACUUCUGCACUGAAUCAAUUCUGUUUUUUUUUUCUUCAAAUUCAGCAUUUAAAAAAAAUUCCUCUUCAUCAUUGAUAGUAAAAAUAAUACAUUGUCUUGUCUGUAAAACAGGGUGUCCAGAUCUGGGAACUGUUCACUGUCUUGGCUAUAUUGGUCUUGCUGGAUGUUGGUGUGCUGACAGCCUGGCAAGUCUUGGAUCCCUUGCAGAGAAAACUGGAAACGUUUGCACGUAUACAGCCCACCAACACUGAAGAUGACAUAGAGUUGAGACCCCAGCUUGAACACUGCCACUCAGACAACUUGAACAUCUGGUUAGGUCAGUUCUGGUUAUACAUAAAUUAAAUAUGGCUAAGACCUGGUUAUAAAUUUAGCUAAGUCCCAAUUAAAACAUCGAUGUGGGGUGAAGUCCAGGUUAAAAUAUAAAUGGGGAAAAUCCCUGUUUCAAAUGUAAAUAACAUGAAGUCCUGGUUCAAAUAUAAAUAUGGUUAUGUCCUGGUUAAAAUAUGAGUGUGGAGAAGUCCUGGUUCAAAUAUAAAUGUGGUAAAACCUUGUUUUGUUUAUUAAAGCUGCAAAAAUGUUAGGAAGCUUGAGUUGCAGUACCUACUUUUCACUGUUGAAUGGUGCAGCCUUCAACAGAAGAACAAAUAGUUAGUGAUUGGAUGCACUGAUCCCAUCUCUAGGUGUCUUGUUUGGCUACAAGGGGAUCCUUCUCAUCUUCGGGAUCUUCCUUGCCUAUGAGACUCGUAGUGUGAAACUCAAACAGGUCAACGACUCCCGGUUUGUGGGCAUGAGUAUUUACAAUGUUGUGGUGAGUACAGUGAUGUCAAACGAAAACUUAAGGUGUGGGUACAGCUAUUUUUAACUUGUGGUAGGUACAAUUAUGUGUCACUAGUGGUGGGUGCAGUUAGUGCAUUUCUGUGUGUCUUGUACUGGGAGGAGUGAGCCUGUUGGGGGGGGGUGGGGGCGAUCUUUGCAUAAAAAUCAAUUUAUAUCUACAUCCUUUGUUUAUAUUUUUCAGUCUGUAUUACAAGCUAGCAUUUUUGCUCUUUAUCCUUAUAAAUGCUGUGCAUAUAUAUAUAUAUAUAUAUAUAAAGCAGAUAGCUAUGACUCUGCAUAAAAUUUUAAUAAAUGCGUCAAUUCAUAUAGAUUGAUAUUCCAUUUGUCUUAUUUUAUUGUGUUGGAAAAGCUACACAAUUGUUAAAGACAUUUUUGGGGUAAAUCUUUUGUUUCAAUAAGCAAUCUUAAAGUUUAGUUACAAUACAACUCACAUGCUUCAGGGUCCACAGAGAAAAGAGGUUGAGAUACCCUGGUAUAGAAUUCUGAUUGCACUAGAGAAUGGUGCUUUAGUUACGUUGAGAAGUGUGUUUUAGUUACGUUGAGAAUGGUGUUUUAGUUACGUUGAGAAGUGUGUUUUAGUUACGUUGAGAAUUGUGUUUUAGUUACGUUGAGAAUGGUGUUUUAGUCACAUUGAGAAUGGUUUUUUAGUUACGUUGAGAAUGGUGUUUUAGUCACGUUGAGAAUGGUGUUUUAGUCACGUUGAGAAUGGUGUUUUAGUUACGUUGAGGAUGGUGUUUUAGUUAACAUGCUUCCCUUGUGUUUCAGGUUCUCUGUGUCAUCACAGCCCCCAUUUCCCUCAUUAUUGGUAAUCAAGAGGAUGCUACCUUCGCCUUUGUCUCACUGGCCAUCAUCCUCUGCAGCUUCUUGUCUAUGGGGCUCAUCUUUGUGCCAAAGGUAAACUAUACUAAAUAAUAAGGAUGAUCUAUGUGUCAAAGGUACACUGUGCUAAAGAUAAUCUUUGUGCCAAAAGGUAAUCUGUACUUAAGGGGGUAGGCGCCCGAAAAUAUCUAAAUUUUUCAAAAAUUGUCAAUUUUUUUAUUUUUUCAUUUUUACGAAGAUGAAGAUUCUUAGAAUCGAUUACACGUCAAUUUAUACUACCGUACUUUUUAAAAGAUUUGUUGUGAAACAACUGAUAUUUAACACCCCACCCCACUCUAAAAAUUGAACUAAUUUUGGAAAUAAAAUAAAAUUCAUACAUAUCCCAUGUUUGAGACCUCAAAAAACUAGUUUUAAAUAACAUAAUAUGCUAUUAUUAUAUAUCAACGUAAAGGUAAAUUCAAGCAGUUUUUUUUUAUAUUUAGAAUCAAAUUCAGUAAAUAUAAUUGCUACAAAUAAUCGGAUCCACAAGCGAAAUGUGUGUAGGAUUUUCUUCGCUUCUAUUUAUACAAUUAUUUUACCGAUUUUCAUUGGGCCAAACGGAGGGUAACCAAGAUACCGUUGACUCGCGCAUGCGCAAACGAGUUGUUUAUGUGUGUUUACCGAAAUUUUGCAAACGAAAGCAUCAGCAUAUUUUGAUUUUAAAAUACACAUUUACAACCUUACCCAUUCGGUAAAAGCCAGAAAUUCAAGGUAAGCAUACUAAAAAAAUGACCUUAAUUUAGCAACACGCAAUCGGUGAUAGUUGAAAUUAUUCACUUCGGACGUCAGCACUGUCUCUGUGUUGCCAUGAUGAUUGAUCGUGCGUGUGGAUUGUUUGUGAGUUUAUGUUUAGCUUAUGCCUUAUGCGGAGAAUUACAUAAGUUUCUACUAUUAGUCUUUAUAUUUACCAAUCAAGUGAAUUGUUAAAUUAUAUGAAUCCUAAGUCUAUUUAUUUAUAGUUGUCAAAACAACAUUGAUAAAUAAUCGAGUAGUUCAAAGUAAUAGUAUAGGCUAAUACUAAGGCUAGGAUUAACAUUCAGUAACAACAACGCAAUAUUAUGCCGUAAUACUACUAUAAUUAUGGUAUUAGCAUUAGCAGUAUGGGCAAAAUAAUUCGUAAUAGAAUGUUUUAACUCAAAUAGUUUAAUCUUAGCCUUAUUCAUUUCUUUUUAUCUGCAUACAAUUAUUAAUAGUAAUAGCCUAAUUAGUUUUAUAUUAUUUCUUAUUUGUAAGAUCAGUUCAUUAGACUAAUAAUAGUAAUUAUAAUAAAAUAAAUAUUUAGUUAAACAAUCCUAAACAUCUAAAUAAUACUAAUAGGCUUAUUGAGAUCAUUUUCAAUAUAUUAUUUGCUAAAUGAUGUUUAUAUAAUUUUUUAAUUCCAUUCCAGCCCCCAAUUAGUUCUACGAGCGGAGCAAAAGUUAAUUCUUCAGUGACAAGAAUUCUACAGAGGGACUGCUAAACAUUGAUUUCGAUAUAAUCAUAAUUCAAAGCUUUUACCAAUUUUCUUCUGUCUGCAGUGGAAUGGACAAAUUGCAGAAGCCAUAACUUACAGCUGAUUGCAAAACAAAAUAGUAAAUACUAUGAAUAUAACAAUGACUAGAUUGUGAGUGGUUAGAUUGUUCAUAUCCACAACUGGAUAACCAAGUCAUUAUCAAUUAUAGACUGUAAGGCCUGAAGGACAAUGGCAUGGACUAUGAAAAGUUGCAAUCUAUGUUAUCUGCGAUAAAAAAUCUAGCUGCUCCGCAAAAUUAUAACCUGCACAAAGUAUAAAAACUGCGCUAUGCCGAAGACAUGAAACAUUUAUGAGCAAGUAUCUGCCCAAUUAUUACAUUUCUAAUAGACAAAUAACUCAUUCACCUCUGGUAUGAGGGACAUCUUUGAUGAAAGAAGUACACAGAAUAGGUACAAAAGUUUCAACAUAGCAUUGCUGCCAUGAAACUAUUUAUGCUUCAAUUUCAGUGAUGGUGACAGCAACAUAACCUUGUCAUCUAAGCAUGGUUAAAAGGAUCAUGGACAAAAAGGGUUGAUUGGGGACUUUGGAUAACUUGUGUUAUACUAUAAUGCUGAACAAAAAAUUCUUAUACAACACAAAUUAGCUUUAUUCCAGAGGAAAAAAUUUUUUUGUUUAAAAUUGUGAUUUUGACGAGAGCACCUGAUGAAGUUCAAGAAGUUAAAACCCAUGUUCCUGGUGCAUUCAACAGUUCAAUAAUAUAAGAAACCACCAUGUCCAUGUUGCUGAACAAAAAAAACUAUGUAAAAGAACUUCAUUUUCAUAUUAAACUUAAAAUUUUUCACUUUUAAAGUUUAAAAUUGAUUUUUCUCAAAAUUGUUUUUUUCUGUUGUUUUGUAACGUAGAAUUCUAAAAUCUCAGCUAAUAUACAAGCUAGAGUAAUAAAAUUUGGUGUGUAUCUUCCUUUAACUAUUUUGUGGGUAAUGAGCUAUUCAAAAAUCAAUUUGGUCAAUUACUUUUGUUAAAAUAUUUUUUUUCUUAUCCUAGGAUGGUAAAUUAUAAGCGUUUUCUGCCAAGGCAAAUUUUAAAAAUUAAAAAAAAAUGUUUUGAAAAGUUUGAAGGAAAUUAAACUAGUUCAGUACCUCUAAAUAUAAUUGAAGUUCAUGAAUCAAUCAUUUUUUAAGCAAUAUGUGUGUUUGUUUUUAAAAUUUUAGAACUCUACAAAUGGGUAUUAUUUUCAAGAUGGCCGCCAUUGCCAUGGCAACUAUAUUAUUUAUUUUUUUUUUUAAGCAUGAAAAUAUAUCUCCAUUCAUAGCUUAACAUGACCAUAAUAAAAUAGUUGCUCUAAGUUGGUUAAUUAAAAAAAAAUUUUUUUGGUAGCCUGCCCCCCUAAAGUAGAUGUGAUCUUACUGCAAAAGGUCAAAUAUACUUAAUGUGAUCUUUGUACCCAAUGCAAAAUAGUAGAGAUUAUGUUCUUACAAAAAGUAAGGCUUAUAAAAGAUGAAUAGUGGAAAUUGGUGUAAUGUAAAGAACCAAGUGAAUAGAAAAAAUUUAAAGACUUUGAAUGCAAUAACAUUCAUAAAACAUAUUCUUCCUUGCUAAUAGGGCUUGUCAUUGAAUGGCUGAAAUCUAUUAAUAGAACUGAUGUCAUCUUUACUCAUCAUCCGGGUACUCAGCGCGGACAAAAUGUCAACACUGUUCAGCAUUACUAUGUUAGCGAAGUGUCCUUGAAAUUUGUUUACAACUCUUUUUUUACGAAAUAUUUUACAUAUGUUUUUUUUUACUUCUAUUUUCUGAAAUGGGAUUUCAUUGCGCGAACGGCAAAUGCAACAGUAACUCUAGAUACAAGGAUCGUCCGAAAGAUUUGCUGAAACACACAAUAAGCUGCCAUCUUUUAAGCAAUAUUUGUCCGCCGACCUUCUAAAAAUAGUACGCUAUGACGUUUUCCGGUCUAAGAAAUGACAAAGCCUAUUGCUUGGUGAUUAAAUUUUAAAAAAGGAGAUAUUAAUCAGCUCAACAAAAAAGUGAAGUUGUAAGCCAUGUAGUUUUUUGCCUAUCACAUUAGUGAUAGACCUUGUCAGAAAUAUUUUACAAUCUUCUCCUAAAUAUUUAUGUACUUUCGCUGAAAGUACAUAAAUUGGUCAAAAAGAAAUUUGCUGAUAAUUUUGGAAAUUUAAAUCAUAUGGUGCAUUAUUAGUUUUUGGAGAAAAAAUGCCUAAAAAGAAUCAUUAGGAUUAAAUAAGUAAACUCCUUGUUUUUUUGCUUGGUAUAAACAAGUGUUGACGUGACAAAGUUGACGUGACAGAGUGUUGACAUGACAGAGUGUUGACGUGACAAAUUGCUGACGUGACAAAGUGCUGACGUGAAAAAGUGUUGACGUGACAAAGUGUCGACGUGACAAAGUGUCGAAGUGACAAAGUGUCGAAGUGACAAAGUGUCGAAGUGACAAAGUGUUGACUUGACAAAGUGUUGAUGUGACAUCCCACAGGUGAUGGAAAUCCUACAGAACCCACAGAGAGACGGGCAGGAGGUGAAGAGCUUGACGGACUCUCUUGUCAGUCGGGAGGAGGAGGAGAGGCACCAGAAGAUGCUUGGAGAGAAUGAGCAACUAAAGAAACAAAUAGCUGAGGUUAGGACAGUCCACAGUCAUCCCUCAUCAUUAGGUUCAUGUUAAUAUUCUAAUCCCUUAGAGUUGUAAUAAUUUAAAAUAUUAAAUAACUUCCCUUUCCUCACUUUUUACAUAUUUUUUUUCUUAUCAUCCUCUUCAGUUGAUCUUGUUAUUCAAGCUCAUAUCAUCCCAUAUCAUAAAUUAUUAUUUUAAAAAUAAAAUUAUUUAUUGUAAGAUAAUUGACCUCGUACAUAUAUUUUUCAUACAAAUAUAUUUUGGGGGGAGUGGGGGGGGGAUACUUUACAUUCUAUAGAAAGAAGAACUAUUUCUUGUUUCUCAGUAUUAUUCUUUAGAUAGGGUUUCCCAAACUGGGUUACACUCAGUGGUGCGUUGGGGCUUUUCUGGAGCUCCAAGGAAAAGAGCUAUAAGAACAGAGGAGACAUUAACCUUAUAACUAUGAUUUAAAAUAGAACAACUUUGAACAUAAACUUGUGAUUUAUGACAUAGAGUAACAUUUUAACAAAGAAAUGUUUACAAAUCAAGAACAAAUUUGUUAAAAUGUUCCUCUAUGUUAUAAGUCACAAGUUUAUCUUCUAAGUUCAAUAGUUCUCUUUACAGUGCAAUAAAUCAAUUAGAAGUCCAUUAUUUAAAAUUUUAAAAGCAUUGUUACUUUCGUAGGGGAUGCAAGACUUGGUCACAUAAUUCAUGGGGGUUUGGGGGGGGAGGGGGCAAGACCAGUCGGAUAAUUUACAGAAUCUCAUCGAUUGAAUAUAGAACUAUUUCUUGUAUGUCUGAAAUAUUCCAUAGAUGGAAGAUCGAAUCCGUGAACUGAACCAAAAGUUACAAGAGCGGGCCAGGCAGCGCGUCACCUCGAACAAUAUGACAAGCAGGCCAAACAACACCAACAACAAGGUUAUCAUCGUGGAUCAUCUCUCGUCUGAUACCUGUCCCCAAAACCAGCUGUCUCACGACUCGAUUUGCCACCCCCAAAAUCAGAUAUUGCACGACUCAAUUUGCCAUCCCCAAAACCAGAUUUUGCAUGACUCAAUUUGUCACCCCCAAAAUCAGAUGUCGGCUGAAUCCAUGCUGGCUAUUAAUUCCUCACCACACAAGGCUGACGUUAUGAUGAUGAUGACACAGUCUAGCCCUGUUGUGGCUGAUGCCAAUUCAGAUUCAGGACUGGCCGAAGAAAGCUUUGGGAAAAAUUCAAGUGAUAAAAAAGGAUCAUCGCCAGAAGCUGUGGAAAUAGUCACUCUGAAUCCACUGAACAUUUAA
Molecule: messenger RNA, 14373 nt
Organism: Lymnaea stagnalis (great pond snail)
Lineage: Eukaryota; Metazoa; Mollusca; Gastropoda; Lymnaeidae
Source: the annotation of a GenBank genome assembly